This is a messenger RNA of Sinocyclocheilus grahami, 3518 nucleotides long. RefSeq names its product NACHT, LRR and PYD domains-containing protein 12-like. Gene Ontology annotation, molecular function: protein binding. Lineage: Eukaryota; Metazoa; Chordata; Actinopteri; Cypriniformes; Cyprinidae. The record is from RefSeq and is a predicted model, not a curated record.
UACGAACUGGUCUGACGGGACAAACAACAACAGUAAAGGACAGAAAAAUAGUGCUUCAGAUAUUUCUACAUUCUCUUCCUUGGGCUCACGACUGUGUGUUCUCAGCCAGUGCGGAUCAGUUCAGCUGCAGGAUGUCAGAGGAGCGAGGAACAGAGACCCGUCUCUCACAGAAACACAGUGUAAGAUCAGGAUCACGUGUGUCCAGCUCUGUGUCUGUGAAGAGUGACUGCUCAAGAGAUGAAGGACCAAGCUUCAGUGAGAAAACUCCAUCAUCUGCCAAAAGUGUAAGAUCAGGAUCACGUGUGUCCAGCUCUGUGUCUGUGAAGAGUGACUGCUCAAGAGAUGAAGGACCAAGCUUCAGUGAGAAAACUCCAUCAUCUGCCAAAAGCAGUGUUCAACGUAAGACAAUACAUUCAGAUGUUCAGGCUCACGGGAACCACAAGGUUUUCAAAGAAAAUCUCCCAUGUAUAUUCAAGGAUCUUGAGAGCAAAAUAAUCAUAUUUCUGAAGAAAGAACUGGAAAAGUUUAAGAAAAUAUUACAGAAAGAGAACACACAAUACUUGGUGAAGGACUUUAUUGAAAACAGAAGCAGUAUGAAAGAAGCAGCUCUUGAUCUCUCGCUCUGCUUCCUGAGAGAGAUGAAGCAAGAUGAAGCUGCUGAUGCUCUCGAAGAUGAGCUGUUCUUCAUUCAUCAGCUGAAAUGUAGCCUAAAGAAGAAGUAUGAAUGUGUGUUAGAAGGAAUAGCAAAGCAAGGUGACUCCACACUUCUGAAGAACAUCUACACAGAUCUCUAUAUCACUCAGGGCUGUAGUGAACAGGUCAACACUGAACAUGAGGUCAGACAGAUUGAAGUUGCUUCCAGACGUCAUGAAUCACAGGAGAAACAGGUUAAAUGCACAAAGAUGUUUGAAGCACCUGAACAAGACAAGCAGGUCAGAACUGUGUUGACAAAAGGAGUUGCUGGCAUCGGAAAAUCAGUCUCUGUGCAGAAGUUUGUUCUGGAUUGGGCUGAAGGAAAAGAAAAUCAGGAUAUCAGCUUUAUAUUCCCUCUUCCAUUCAGAGAGAUGAACUUAAAGGAGAAAGAAAACCAAAGUCUAAUGGACCUUAUAACUCAGUUUUUCCCAGAGACAAAAGGACUGGACCUUACAAGAAGAAAUCAAUUCAAAGUCCUGUUCAUUCUUGAUGGAUUGGAUGAAUGUCGACUUCCUGUAAACUUUGAGGAUAAUGAGACGUGGUCUGAUGUAUCAUCACCAGCCUCUCUGGAUGUUCUCCUAACUAACCUCAUCAAGGGAAUCUGCUAGGAAAAUCUUCUCCCUUCUGCUCUCAUCUGGACCCCCCCCAGACCAGCCGCUGCCAGUAAGCUUCCUCCUGACUGUAUCGACCGACUGACAGAGAUACGAGGAUUCAGUGAUGCACAGAAGGAGGAGUACUUCAGAAAAAGACUCACAGAUGAGGAUCUGGCCAGAGAAAUCAUUGAUCAUGUCAAACAAUCAAAGAGUCUCUUUAUCAUGUGCCACAUCCCAGUCUUCUGCUGGAUUUCAGCCACUGUUCUCCAGAACAUUUUAGAGGAGAAAAGAAAUAAUGAUCUGAAAAACAAUCAGGCUGGUGACUCUCAAACACUGCAGGAAUCAAACACUGAAGACACUCCCAAGACUCUGACACAAAUGUACACACACUUUCUCCGCUUUCAGAUCCAGCAGAGCAGACGAAAGUAUGACGGAGAAUACACACCAGAUGUUUCCUGGGAUAAAGAUGCCAUCCUUUCACUGGGAAAACUGGCCUUUCAACAGCUGCAAAGAAACAAUGUGAUCUUCUAUGACACAGACCUGGAAGCCUGUGGUAUUGAUGUCUAUAAGGCAUCAGUGUAUUCAGGCAUGUGUACCCAGAUCUUUAAGGAAGAAAUAGGGAUCACUGUUUGUACCAUGUACUGCUUCGUUCACUUGAGCAUUCAAGAGUUUAUUGCAGCUCUUUAUGCACAUCUGUUUCUAGACAUCAACAAGAAAAGUGUGUUUGAUCGUGAGUCUACAGAACAGAAAAACGAAAAUAAAACCAUGUUUGAUUUGCUCAAGACUGCAGUGGACAAGGCACUGGAGAGUAACAAUGGACACCUGGAUCUUUUCCUUCGCUUCCUUCUCGGUCUGUCACUUCAGUCCAAUCGUCGACUCUUAAGAGGACUGUUGACACAACAAGACUGCAAUGACCAGAGCAACAAGGAAAUAGUUCAGUACAUCAAGCAGAAAUUAGAAGCUGAUCUGUCUCCAGAGAGAUCCAUCAAUCUGUUCUACUGUCUGAAUGAACUGAAUGAUCAAACUCUGGUGAAAGAGAUUCAGACCCACCUCAGCAAAGGAAGUCUCUCAUCUGCUGACCUUUCACCUGCCCAGUGGUCUGCUGUGGCCUUUGUGUUGUUGACCUCAGAGGAGGAGCUGGAGGAGUUUGAGCUUCAGAAAUUCAAGAAAUCAGACGAGUGUCUCAUUAGACUAUCAGCAGUCAUCAAAACCUCCAAAAGAGCUCUGCUUAAUGAUUGUGGCUUAACAGACAGAAGCUGUUCAGCUCUGGCUACAGUUCUUGGAUCAGAUACUAAUCUGAAAGAGCUGAACAUGAGCAAUAAUAAUCUGCGGGAUUCAGGAGUGAAGCUGCUCUGCACUGGACUGAAGAAUAUAGCGUGUAAUUUGGAGAUACUGAGACUCUCAGACUGCAGCGUCACUGAAGAAGGUAAUAAAGCUCUGGCUUCAGCUCUGAGAUCAAACCCUUCACACCUGAUAGAGCUGGAUCUCUCUGGAAAUGAUCCUGGACCAUCAGGAGUGAAGCAGCUCGAUGAUUUACUACAGGAUCCAAACUGUCAGCUGAAGACACUGAGGUUUUUGGGUCCUGCUGCAGAAGAAGCCUGUCAGUAUGUGAGAGGAAUUGUGGGUAAAAACCCGUUACUCCUGAGAGAGCUGGAUCUGAGUAGACGUAAACUAGGAGACACACGAGUGAAUCAGAUCGCUGCUCUACUGCAGGAUAAACACUGUACACUCAACACACUGAAUCUGUGUGGAUGCAGUAUUACAGAGGAACAGAGUCUCGUCCUGACUUCAGCUCUGAACUCAAACCCAUCACACCUGAGAGAACUGGAGCUGAGCAGGAAUAAACUAGGAGACUCUGGAGUGAAGAGCCUCAGUGAUCUACUGAUGAACACACAAUGCAAGCUGGAGAAACUAGAUCUGUGUGGAUGCAGUAUUACAGAGGAACAGAGUCUCGUCCUGACUUCAGCUCUGAACUCAAACCCAUCACACCUGAGAGAACUGGAGCUGAGAGGGAAUAAACUAGGAGACUCUGGAGUGAAAAACCUCAGUCAUCUACUGAUGAACACACAAUGCAAGCUGGAGAAACUGAAUCUGUGUGAAUGCAGUAUUACAGAGGAACAGAGUCUCGUCCUGACUUCAGCUCUGAACUCAAACCCAUCACACCUAAGAGAGCUGAAUCUGAGAGGGAAUAAACCACUAGGAGACUCUGGAGUGAAGAGCCUCAGUGAUCUA